AUGCAUCUCGUUUCAGCCAUAAUCGUAGGAAGCAGCAGCGACUCCGAAUCGUUGUCUGCGGUGAUCGGAAAGAAGAGUCCCCUGCAAUAUAACAACAGUAGCGAAGACGACGAUGAUGUCAAAUUCAGCUGUGGCAAAAAACGAAGGCUGAAUGUCACAGAACGCUACAAAAACGUUAGCAAUAAAAUGGCGAAAUACUGUCCAAUUUGUAGUUAUAAGACCGACGAUAAUAAGCUGACCAGGCACAUCGGCAUUAAGCACGAAAAGUGCUUAAAAUACCCCGCAAAUCGUAGCUUAAAAAAGAUUGGAAUGACCCUGGGGAAAGAGUCAAGGCGGUCGAUCUCUUUAGUGCUAAUGUCGAAUAUCAAGGAGAAGAUGGGCCCGUAUUGGGGCGACGUCAGCUUUCGGCGAAUUGCUUUCCAACUUUGCGUCAUAUGA
Molecule: messenger RNA, 438 nt
Organism: Macrosiphum euphorbiae (potato aphid)
Lineage: Eukaryota; Metazoa; Arthropoda; Insecta; Hemiptera; Aphididae
Source: the annotation of a GenBank genome assembly